CACUCUCAAUACAACUCUGACGAAAAAGAAGCUGGAUUCGGAUUUUACAGCAGAAGUUUUGUGACAUCCAUUUUUGUUUGCAUAUGAUUUUCAAUACUGUGCUUUGAAAAUCGACGAAUUGAAAGUCUUUUCGACCAUACUAGAACUGAAGAAUCAAUAGCUACGUGGACCGUUACUCGUAUUAUAUUCACCGCUUCACUUGCAUUGUUUUUUGUGCGUGUCAACGGCCGAGCAGUUGUUGGUUUUUGUACUUGGCUGCCACCAAUUAGCGGAGCUCCCCAGAAAGCGUCUCGAAACAACGACAAGGAGUGUAAAAGUCAAAUAAAUCCAAACAUUUUUUGUCGUUCAGCAACUGAUCUAAAAGAAAAGCGACCAUGAGUGCAACUGAAGAGACCAGCCAACCGACAACUCCACAAGAUGCACCUGAUUCCCAAGACCAGGCAAACGCACGAGAGUUGGAGAAAAUCGAAGAAGAGAAAUUGAAAUCGAAGUAUCCAUCAGGAUUACGUGGCCCUGGUGGUCACUCUGCUUUUCUACAGAAGCGGCUACAAAAAGGCCAAAAAUUCUUUGACUCUGGUGAUUAUCAAAUGGCAAAACAGAAGGGUGGUGGCGUUAAACAAGUGUUUGCCAACAAGGUAGCCACUGGCGAAGCAAUACCUACACCAGAAACAGUGCCUGCGCGUAAAACCUCGAUAAUACAACCAUGCAAUAAAUUCCCAACGACGAGUUAAGGGAAUUGCUGCCAUAGUUGAAAAAUUUAAUAACUUGUUUCACCAACUCUAAUACAUAUAUCUUAAUUUUAAAAUUGCUUAAUUACUAAGCUUGCAAAAAGCAUAACUGCAUAUAUGAGGAGUAUUCAAGAAGGCAAACAAGUCCGAUUGAAUCUUCUCUUUUUUAAUAAUAAAUUUUGGUAAAUUAUCUUUCGAUGGCGCCCAGUUCCCAAGUUAAAUAAAUAAUAAUUUUGGCGCAGUUGCCUCUUUAACAUACCACUCAUGAUUGAAUUUAGUUUUAAGUUUUAUUCAGAAGCUAUUAUUCUCGUGUGCUUUUUUGACGUCGAAUAUUAUGACCAAUGUGUAUUGUCUUGGGUUUUCUUAAGCGUCACUUGAGUGUUUAAACUCAUUUUCAAAAACUAUUCUUCUGAAAGCCGUUAACUACUUUGUACACUUUGAGAUAUGAAUAUGAAAUAACAUUAAAAUGUAAUAAAUGUAAUUUGAACAAGGCGAAA
Messenger RNA from Rhagoletis zephyria (snowberry fruit fly), 1225 nucleotides. RefSeq names its product endosulfine alpha (gene endos). Gene Ontology annotation, molecular function: protein phosphatase inhibitor activity. Lineage: Eukaryota; Metazoa; Arthropoda; Insecta; Diptera; Tephritidae. Gene Ontology annotation, cellular component: cytoplasm. The record is from RefSeq and is a predicted model, not a curated record.